CAAUUCCUUGUCCUGACCCCAACCCAGUCCCCGCAAUCCCCUCUCAACCUCCCCAGCCUCCCCAAUGAUACUCUGCGAGCCCAGGAACAGCACACUGAAGUACAAGGCUCACCCCUACGGAGCUUCAACAGGCAAGGAGCUGGUGUCAACUUAUUGCCAAACAAAAUGAAUGUGUCUACACUGAGCGGACAGCCAACAGAAAAGAAAAAUAAGGGUGCAAGUCCAGAUGACGAUGUGGUUUCCAUAGAUUCAAGUCAUGGGCAGGUGCCUUGUAGUGACCCUGAUUUUAUCAGAGGUGGGAAGUCAGGAAUAAAGGGAAGUCCACCUCGACAGAAGAUUGCUGCUGAAGGUGACAGGCAGAGUGUAAAGUCUGACAGCAUGAACAGUGGUGAUUCACCUGGAAAGAAGAGCGAGUCUUCAUCUGGUUCACCUGGUAAAAAGAGCGAGUCGUCGUCUGGCUCCUCAGGAUUUUACUCACCCAUGCUAGCUAGGCGCUCCCGCCUAGAGCCUCCAAAAGUCAAGCGGUCAAGAUCUCUGACACGCCUCACAGAAGCCAUAAAUCAGAUACAUAACCUUUGUGUUUUCCCUGCCCAGCCAAAAGUUGCUCCUGAAAAUGAAAAAGGAGGCUCUCCACCGAGCAGCCCUUCACACCAGCCUGUGAGUCUUCACCUCUCAGCCCCAGAGGUAAUGGGCGCCUUCACCCUUACCCCUCUCAUUGCCACGCACAGUAGAAUAGACAAAGACCGUACCCAGUCUCCCAGGCUUUCAAGGCGAUCUGCGUUCAGGGAGACCGUGCAAGAUCGAAAACAACCCAGCAUGUAUUCCCUUGAUGCAGUUGCCUCCCAACCCAGUAGUUGCCCCGAUAAGAAUUCAAGCCUUGAAGACAUAACACCUUUACCCCAUGUGACCAACCCGAGUGAUUCACCUACUAGUCUUUCACGUGCAUUUGUCGUAGAGAAUGGAAUUGAUACCUCCAAAGCCCUUGGUACUAAGACACCUGCUUCUCACACUAAUGGUGAGGUUUUGGAUCCCAAAACAAAGGGUAGUGAACAUAGACAGAGUAGAGGGAGAUCAAAAAGCUCAAGGGGGAGAAAAAAAGAGAAAGGUACAACUAAUCCCAAGAGUGGUUGUGUGUCUGCAGAAUUAAAGCAUGCGAGUACUGCCCCUAACAACUUAAGUGCUCAGGGAGACAGCCAAUCAAGCAAGCCUUCUUUUGUGAUGGUAAAGAAG
Molecule: messenger RNA, 1230 nt
Organism: Penaeus vannamei (Pacific white shrimp)
Lineage: Eukaryota; Metazoa; Arthropoda; Malacostraca; Decapoda; Penaeidae
Source: RefSeq, a predicted model, not a curated record